Molecule: messenger RNA, 1388 nt
Organism: Hypomesus transpacificus
Lineage: Eukaryota; Metazoa; Chordata; Actinopteri; Osmeriformes; Osmeridae
Gene: znf511
Product: zinc finger protein 511
Exons: 7
Coding region: 112-1071 (319 amino acids)
Source: RefSeq, a predicted model, not a curated record
UACGUCAUCAUCCCAUCGGUAAUUGACUGUAGAAAUCGGUAGAAGUUGUAUCUACCUGAGAUAUAUCUGGCUGUCACAGUGAAAUGCAAAUGAAAAAUUCCUAGUACGACAAUGUUGCAGCCUGAGUUAAUACAACAUUUAAAAUGUGGCCAUAUUAUUAGCAUAGAAACGAUUCCAACGUUGCCGGUAGAUUCUAAAUCGUGGCAGUGUAGAAGGUUGGAGCAGCCAAGUGGAGAUAGUGGUACAGAAGAAGCACUUUCACCAUUUACUUUCGCUCCUCAUGGGAUUCAUCUCAGCCAGGAACAUGAAAUAUUUGAGGAUGGAGAUAUCCACAGACAUCUGUAUCUGCAGGAUCUUAGCAGCAGCACUGCAGACGCAGACAACUCGCCGAAGCUCAGCGUGUCUGCGUUUGGCUGCCACAUCUCAGGAUGCAACCAGGUGUUCAGCAGUGUUGAGGAGUACGAGCACCACUACAACUCCCUCCACAGGCACGUGUGUUGCUCCUGCCAGCGCUCCCUGCCUUCCGCCCGCCUCCUGGACAUCCACAUACAGGAGUGGCAUGACCCGCUCUUCACCAUCCUCACCCAGAAACAGGACAUGUUCCAGUGUUUAGUGGAGGGAUGUGAACUAAAGUUCAAGACUGGUAUACAGAGAAAAGACCAUCUGAUAAGGAUCCACAAGUAUCCUCCAGACUUCAGGUUUGACAAGGCCAAAAAGAACAGAAGAACCAAACACAUGAAGAUCCAGCAGCCUACAGACAGAACUAUGGAGGUAUCUGACGGUGUAUGUGUGGUGGAGAGUGCAUGUGAAGGUGCGUGCAACAUGGCCUCCAUCCACCCAGAGGAGGGGGAGUCCAUGGAGGUCCCUCUCCCCCCGGAGGAGGCAAUUUGUCUGGUCACUGGAGCUACUUCUGGCCCCUCAGAGAUGAACACAGAGCAUCCUGCUGGUCCUCCCACCGUCCCACACGCCACGGAUCAGCAGAAACCACGGUACUCCUACAGGGUUCCUUCAUCUGUGUGCUUCGGCAAGGGCUCUGUCCGUGGGUUUAGGGGUCAGGGAAGGAAGAAGUGACAAACCGGACCCGAGCUGGAAAAAGAGUGUAUGUGAUGAAGAAGCACUGAAGGCCUACUGUAUGCAACUCUCAGUUCCAAAAAGUAAUACUGAGUAAACAAACUUCUAGUCUCCUUGCUGUUUUAUAGUUUAUGUGAUGAAGAAGCACUGAAGAUGACAUCAAAAGAACAUUCAAAAGAACCAGGACAUUUAGCUUAUUCUGGAAAUAUUUAUUCUACCCCAGUACAAAUGUGUGGAAUAAUUCAAACUCUUUAGUAAUGUCGACUCAAUCUGAUCGUCUAUCUCAAUGAGACUAGCCUGUAUAAACUAAAUUGAAU